Messenger RNA from Cottoperca gobio, 1230 nucleotides. Its product is annotated as dual specificity phosphatase DUPD1-like. The coding region runs from base 183 to 803 and encodes 206 amino acids. The record is from RefSeq and is a predicted model, not a curated record. Gene Ontology annotation, molecular function: MAP kinase phosphatase activity; protein tyrosine/serine/threonine phosphatase activity. Gene Ontology annotation, biological process: negative regulation of MAPK cascade; protein dephosphorylation. The transcript has 4 exons. Gene Ontology annotation, cellular component: cytoplasm. NCBI's taxonomy places the organism in Eukaryota, Metazoa, Chordata, Actinopteri, Perciformes, Bovichtidae.
UCUGCGCCCUCACUUGAGCCUGCCAGAAUUAAACCUCAACAUGUUCUGCCUUUAAGGACUGCUUCACAACAAGCUGCCAGAAUGAUAAAAAAAACAAACAAAAAAACAUUUCCAAGCAGGAAGGACUUCAAUCUCUUGCUGAUAAAUCAUGUGUGAAAGGAAGAAGAAGCCACAGUGAGAAAAUGGCUUCUCACAAAUCAAAGACUGGCACCAAGAUAAAUGUUACAAAGGCAGCAAAGGAGUCCAGUCCAGUGGAUGAAUAUGUCACACCUGGGGGCUAUGAGCUGGAGAAAAUCCUAAACCGUGGGAGUGUGGCUUACACUCAUGUCAACGAGGUUUGGCCCAAUGUCUACAUCGGGGACGAGCAAACUGCAAAGGACAAGUGCAAUCUGAAGAGGUUGGGGAUUACGCACAUCUUGAAUGCAGCAGAGGGGACGUGGAACAACGUGGACACCGGAGCUGGUUACUACAGUGACAUGGACGUCGUUUACUGUGGUGUGGUAGCAGAAGACGUCACAACAUUUAACCUCAGCCAGUAUUUCCACUCUGCUGCCCGGUUUAUAGAAGAAACAUUGAGCAAUCCUCAGAGUAAACUGCUUGUGCACUGCGUGAUGGGAAGAAGUCGGUCCGCCACACUUUUCCUCGCUUACCUCAUGAUCUGUGAGAACAUGACGGUGGUCGACGCCAUCGAGCGCGUGAAGAAACGCAGGAGGAUCAUCCCCAACUGGGGCUUCCUGAAACAGCUAAGAGAGCUGGACAUGCAGCUCCUGGAGAAACGGGAAGAGGGUACAGAGCUGAGCUGACUGUAGGAAGUUGAUCCUCAGGUCUUAGGUCAAUGGAGACAAAUUCAAGUUGGGUUUCAAGUCAUUUGAGACAAGUCCUAGUAAAGUGCCAGAUCUAUCACAGUCCAAUUUAGUUCUGAAGUCCAAGUCGACUUUCAAGUCAUUAGUGAAAAGUCAAGUCUUAAGCCAAGUUUCAAGUCAACUUUAAGUGAAACAAAUCCAGAUUAAAAAUCAAGCAGUGUAAAUCUCACCAAGUCUCAAAUCAUGUCACUAAUCUAAAUAACUAAAUAAGUCAUGAUGCAAGAUUAAGUCUCUGAAUGCUGUUCAUGAAAAUGACACAGCAUUUGAACAUUUUCCCUUUAAUGUGUUAACCAUGUUUUUUCAUAUUAAGUGAGAGCAAUUUAUUUUAUUGCAGAGGUGUAAUGAUUAAAUAUUUGAUGUGCCUGGC